Messenger RNA from Platichthys flesus (European flounder), 2014 nucleotides. It is a transcript of the gene il20rb, whose product is annotated as cytokine receptor family member B16. Bases 198 to 1289 code for a protein of 363 amino acids. Gene Ontology annotation, molecular function: interleukin-20 binding. The record is from RefSeq and is a predicted model, not a curated record. Lineage: Eukaryota; Metazoa; Chordata; Actinopteri; Pleuronectiformes; Pleuronectidae. The transcript has 8 exons.
ACAACAUGAAGCUGCUUCUGUGUGUGGAGCGACGGAUCAGAGCCUGAAACUCUGAGAGACUUCUGGACAGGACUCUGGAUUAAAUGCUGGUUUCUGGGCAGUUCACGUGCAGGUGACUGGUGGGUUUCGGACAUGGUGGACCUGACCGGGGACCAGACCUUCGUCCUCCUCUUCCUCUGGAGCCGAACGCCGCGGUCAUGAGACUGAGGAGGACUGUGAGUCUGCUGCAGAUGAUGAUCGUGGUCCUGCUGGACGCAGGGGUUUGGACGCUGUCGGCUCCUGACGCAGUCUCCAUGGACUCCACAGACAUGAGACACACCCUGAGGUGGCGCCCCCUGCAGGAUUCAUGCAACACCUCAAUUCUCUACUCUGUCCAGUUCCAAGGGGAGUUUGAGCUGACGGUGCUGGACGGCAGCUGGGUGGAUGCUCCUGAGUGCCAUCUGAUUCAGCACACACACUGCGACCUGACCCUUGACCUGGGCUCCGACUCAGACUACAACAUCCACGUCAGAGGUCAGUGCGGGUCGCAGCCCUCAGCCUGGGCGGAGCUCCGCCGACCCUUCAACCGCAGAGACACCGUCCUGACGGUUCCAGAGAUGAAGGUGUCGGCAGCGGUCCAGGGUCUUCACGUGGUGUUUGAGAAGCUUCCUCUCACUGCCCUCGUCAUGGUGACGGUGUGGAGAACAGGCGACGAGCUGCAGGCUCAAGUCUACUCCGUGACAGCUGAGGAGGCAGAGCUGGAGGUCGCCGCCCUGCAGGAGGGAGAGAGGUACUGCGUCCGAGCGCAGAGCUUCAUGGGAACACAGCUCCAGAGCAGCAGCACUGACACCCAGUGUGUGUCCAUCACAGGUCCAGACGCCACGUGGAGGAGUCCGACCACCGUGACCGUGACCGCCAUCAUCAUGGCCGGCCUCCUGUUCGCUGUGUUCUGGUUCAUCGUUCACUGGCGUCCAAACAUCUGCCAGACGUGUUUCCAUAAAGCGCCACUGCCCGACUCACUGCAAGAUGUUUGGGACGUUCGCCUCCGGAUGAGCCGCCAGCAGCUGGAGGUUUGGGAGCGGAGCUGCGUGGUGCAGAGCAUCAAACCCGAGCACCAGGCCUCAGAGACUGGCACUGGGUUUGUGUCCCUUCUGGAGGAACACAGUGGUGACCUCCUGCUCACUGUGGAUGUUGUGGAGUCGUUUCACCCUCAAAGACCUCAGGACUGGGUUGUCCUGGACCUGCAGGAGACCCCCCCUGUGGUCGGGCAGUGUCCUGUUCCCAGGCAACACAUGCAGACUGUGGGUUAACACCCAGGUCACCGCCAGGUCGUCAGGUCGUCAGCUGCUUGUUGUGUUACUUUUGUCCACUAUAGUUUCAUCACAUUUGAUUUUGCUUUGUUUGUUGACUGUGAUUUUGUUUGACGGUUAUUUGUGAAACACUUUGUAAAGGUUCUUAAACAAAGUUAUUCUUCUUGUUUCUUGCUGUGAUUAUUUAAUAUUUCUCAUGUGUCUUUGGAGUUUUAAAAUUUGUGUCACUAUCAAGUUCUGUGCUCUGUGUACUUUAUUUUAAAAUUGUGUAAACCUCAUGUUUGUACAUGUUGAACUAAUAUUCCCUUUUAUAGGCGACAUUUUCUUUUGCCAUCACUUUUGAAUGAUGUUGUAUUAUUUUAUUUGCAAUCUGAUUUGAAAAUGAUUUGAGCGGCUAAGGGGGCGAGCGGUCGUCCUUAAACCAGCAGGUUGGUAGUUCGACCCCGAGUGUCCCACAUCUGCCUGCUGAAGUGCCCUUGGGCCAGAUACUGAAACUUUAAAUGACCUCGUAGAUGUUGAUGAAGUCGCUUUGGAUAAAAGCUUCUGCCAAAUGACAGGAUGUUGAGCUCCCCUUGCUGGUCAUGAAGCUGUAUUACAGUACCUACACCAGUCUCCAUGUUAGUUAGCUGAGCUCCUCCUCUCUUCAGGAUAAACACCUGUGAGUUUUGUGGAGACUUUACGAUGAUGUUUCUAACACGUGACAGAUGCAAACAUUUAAAAUAAAA